CCCAUAUCUACACCUUGGUCACAAUCUGAUCAGUUCUCAUGCUGUCAACACUGCUGAGAGAAAAGGUGUAGCCCACAUGUGCAUCGUGUUGGGUUUUCUGUAGAGGAAGCAACACAAGCUUCUGUUCAUUUGGAGUGCUGAGCAGGAACGUGUCCAUCCUCUGAUAGAGUGAUGGACCUCAUUUAAACUUUGCUAGCUGCUCAGUGUUAUCCUCAAGCCUCGGACUGUACGAGACUAUUUCUUCAUCGACCCUCCUUGGCUUUCAGCAACCAUGUACAGCAGCGGCUACUCCCAGGUCUCCAAGCACGGCCCAGGCGCCCUGAAGAGGACGCAGUACCGCUCCAAGGGCAAGAGCUGUGGCUACUACAUGCGCAUUGUCUUCUUCUUCUCUUCGCUCAUUCAGUCCCUGAUCAUAGUCAGCCUGGUGCUCUUUCUGGUCUACGGUAAGACGCAGGACUCGGCGUCCACAGAGCGCAUUCAUGACCUGGAGGAGAGCUUCAGCCGACUCUCCAUAGAGAACGUGGCCCUCAGGCAACAGAGGAAGAACCUGACCAACUUACUCAACACGACCCUGACUCUCAAGGCUCGCAACGACUGGGACCUGGAAAGGUUCCGCCACUACACCAACAUCUCAACAUUCAUCAUCCAAGACUUUGAAAGGAAACUGCAACAGUGCAAACAUGAUUUCUUCAUGUGCAACGCCUCGCCCCGUUUUCCUUGUGACUGCUCAACAAGACAAUCAGAUAACUGUAACUGUGGCUUGCUGGUUGAGCGGCUGAAAGCUCGGCUUGAGUUAGUGGAGUCCAACUUCACCCAAACGAGACAGAGGAUGAGGAUAGAAGUGGAGCAGACCGCCAAAGAGAGGGACUACAUUAACCUGGAGGCCAUCCGUCUGAGGAGGGAAAAAUCCAUACAGGAAAAAGAGUUGCAGAUCAACAAGGAAAAAUGUAAAGGUGACUUCUUCCAGUCCUUGAGUGGCGUCUCCAACGUCUCCAAGGCUUUCCUCAUGAAGAUUGAAUCCCUCUUCCCCACACACCUUGCCUUCCAGCUCACCUGCACGAAACAGAGGGAUUACCUGGAGCAGAUCCAGACCAACUGCACCAGCCUGUCCAGAGAAGUGGAGGACAAGUUCCAGCGUUACUUGAACAGUGUGGGAGGCCAGCUGUCGGACAUCCAGGCUGAGAACAGCCGCCUGAAGGCAGAGAACUGGCGCCUGUCCAGUGACUACCGCGUGUGCACCCAGAACCGCACGGGCCUGAUCAAGGAGCACAGAGAGAAGUUAGACAGGCUUCAGCAGAAACACGACCAGGAAAAGGAGAGACUCCUGAUGGACAAGAUGAGGUUAAAUGGAGAAAUGGAAGUCCUGGUAAACAAUGUCAAAUUCAAAAUUAAGGAAGUGGAUCACCUCACACAGCAAAUCAACCAUCUCAACAUGUCCUGCAUGUCUAAGCCAGGGUUUGCCGCUGGGUCGAACUCUCGGACAGGCAUAUUAAGUCAGCCUGCGUGGGGUGGGUAUGGUGGUGGUGGAUCCAGCUCUGCUAAUGGGGCUCAGCUUAGUAGGACAGGGUCAGGUGGGUUGGGCUUAAGCCUUGGCUCCUCUGGCUCAAUCUUCAAUAAGCAAGGAUCAACUGGGACGGGCUCCUCAAGCUCAUCUUUCUUGUCACCUGGGUCGAGUUCAAGCCUUGGCUCCUCUGGAUCAAUAUUCAAUAAGCAAGGAUCAACAGGAACAGGCUCCGCAAGCUCAUCUUUCUUGUCACCUGGGUCGAGUUCAAGCCUUGGCUCCUCUGGAUCAUUGUUCAAUAAGCCAGGAUCUACUGGAACGGGCUCCUCAAGCUCAUCUUUCUUGUCACCUGGGUCGAGUUCAAGCCUUGGCUCCUCUGGAUCAUUGUUCAAUAAGCCAGGAUCUACUGGAACGGGCUCCUCAAGCUCAUCUUUCUUGUCACCUGGGUCGAGUUCAAGCCUUGGCUCCUCUGGAUCAAUAUUCAAUAAGCUAGGAUCUACUGGGACUGGCUCCUCAAGCUCGUCUGGGUCAAGUUCAAGCCUUGGCUCCACCGGGUCAGGCCUCAAUAGGUUUGGAUCAUCUGGGAAGAGCUCUUCAAGCUCAUCACUUUCAUCAUCUGGGUCUAGUUCAAGCCUUGGCUCGUCUGGAUCCUUGUUCAAUAAGCAAGGAUCAACUGGCACUGGCUCUUCAAGCUCAUCACACUCAUCAUCUGGGUCUAGUUCAAGCCUUGGCUCCUCUGGAUCCUUGUUCAAUAAGCAAGGAUCAACUGGCACUGGCUCUUCAAGCUCAUCACACUCAUCAUCUGGGUCUAGUUCGAGCCUUGGCUCCUCUGGAUCCUUGUUCAAUAAGCAAGGAUCAACUGGCACCGGCUCUUCAAGCUCAUCACACUCAUCAUUUGGGUCGAGUUCAAGCCAUGGCUCCACAGGGUCAGGACUCAAUAAGCCAGGAUCAACUGGGGGAGCUUCAUCAAACUUAGGAUCAGCAGGCUCAAGUUCAAGUCUUAGCUUAAGUGGGAUCGGCUCAAAUAAGCAAACAUCAAGUGUGAGGAGCUCCUCAGGCCUUGGGGCGUCCUCUGGGUCUACUGGGUCAAGUUCGAGUCUUGGCUCAAGUGGGAUCGGCUCAAAUAAGCCAACAUCAAGUGUGAGGAGCUCCUCAGGCAUUGGGUCAUCCUCCGGGUCAACUGGAUCAACAAGCAAAACUGCGCCAAAUGCAUUUUCCUGGUUUGGGUUUGGGAAUAAUAAUGCAGGACAAAGUAAAACAGGAAGUGAAACAGGGAAAGGACCAACAAGUGGGAACAGUAAUGGUGGAACUGGCUCCGCUCUUGGUGCAGGACGGUCAAGUGGACUGGGAGGUGGCUCAGUUAAUGUCGCUCAGCACCUUCAAGAUCUGCAGCGCCUCAUCAACCCCUCUGGUCAAGAGGAGAAGCAGGAUCUCUCCAGGAUGUUGGGUUGAAUCAUCUUCUCUUGAUGAGCCAAACAAAACAAAUCAAGAGGUGUAUACUCCAUUCUAUUACACACAGCAUAUCAUGUUCAUACAUUGGAUAUUAAAUAAAUGUACCAUAUAAUAUACAGUUAAUGACUGUUUAUACUUCAAUAUGCAUUUAUUAAAGAAAAAGUUUUAAAUAACUUUUGCCCUUUUGAAUGUUAAAUGUGAAAAUGUGUCUCUCAAUGAUUUGUAUCCACACAGUUAGCAACUUUAUCAAGAAUAAUUAGUACUUUUGCAAUGUAAAUAUAUGAAAAUAAAAUCUUUGUUUUAAUGUAAGCACA
Molecule: messenger RNA, 3267 nt
Organism: Pleuronectes platessa (European plaice)
Lineage: Eukaryota; Metazoa; Chordata; Actinopteri; Pleuronectiformes; Pleuronectidae
Gene: plvapa
Product: plasmalemma vesicle associated protein a
Exons: 6
Coding region: 272-2953 (893 amino acids)
Biological process (GO): regulation of vascular permeability; positive regulation of cellular extravasation
Cellular component (GO): caveola
Source: RefSeq, a predicted model, not a curated record